UGUUUGCAGGCUAACGGGAGUGCUAUGAAAGCUGGUGGGAAUAGUAAACAUGCUUUCUUUGCUUUGCCUGCUUCUAAGAUCCCAGUUUUUAUACCUAGCUCAUGGAAACAUAGCUCAACCCAUGCUCCUCGUUCAAAUACGUCUAAGCUUACUAACCAAACCUCUUCCUCUUCUUCUAAGUCCUCAAUCCCCUGUCUCAGUCUGAGCUGGCCCAGCUGUAGACCCGUCUCGCCCUCACAGUCUCCCGAGCCUUCUCAGUGUUCUGAAGGUCAAAACCUAACCCUCUCUCCGCAGACUCAAAAUGGCCAGUCCUGCUCGUAUUCUUACUCAUCCUCAUCCUCCUCUAGCUCGUACUCUUCCUCCUCCCCGGUCUCUCCACACUCUACUACUUCCUCUUCAUCCCCUUCCUCUCCCACUGCCAUGUGCCGGGGAAGUCGAGCUGUACACGUGUCGAGCUUCAGCAGCCGCAGGUCUCUGAAGGCCCGCAAUGGCCAAGCCGCUAUCACACCAGCAUCCUUUACUGGGGACAUGGCAUGAGCUGACCAUUUCUCUCUUUUGUUCUUUCUGUUUGCACUCAUUCUGGUGGGAUUUAAGGUGUUCUUCUGCAGGUCAUGUACUUCUGUAACAAACAGAAACACUGAUUUAGUUAUGCCUGUUUGUUUGGGGUGAUGUUAUUGUCGUUGUGCACUUCCUCUGAAAUCCAGAAGUAGUUCAGAAUCUAGAUCCACAUAUGGUUCUUCUGAAUAACGAACUUUGUUUUUGGUUUAUGUGAGGGAUUAAACUUGACAGUGUUGGCUUUAUAUUUUAUAGAUGUGCAUUUGUUUAAUUACAUGAACUAUAAAUAGAAUACACUAUAAAGUAAAAUAUACUUUGCUUUUUUAGGGAAAGGAAAUUAGAUGAAUUCAUUAACUAGCCAUAUAUCCAUAUAUAUAGGUCCAGAAGUCUGAGAGCACUUUGAUUAUUUUUAAAUUGUCAAUUUUUGAGCCCGUUCUCAUCCUUUGGCGUCAUAUAGGUGACGCCAUAUGACAUUU
Pimephales promelas (fathead minnow) is the source of this 1031-nucleotide messenger RNA. The record is from RefSeq and is a predicted model, not a curated record. Lineage: Eukaryota; Metazoa; Chordata; Actinopteri; Cypriniformes; Leuciscidae.